Messenger RNA from Pogona vitticeps (central bearded dragon), 904 nucleotides. RefSeq names its product NEDD4 binding protein 2 like 1 (gene N4BP2L1). The record is from RefSeq and is a predicted model, not a curated record. Lineage: Eukaryota; Metazoa; Chordata; Lepidosauria; Squamata; Agamidae.
GCCCUUGUGGUGGUUGUCGCUCUCCCGCCAUGGAGGCCAGCUUGGUCCGCGCCUUCGGAGGCCUGAGCCUCCAGCCACCCGAAGCCCAAAGCCGAGGGCGCGGCCGCAGGCACCGCUUCAGCAAAAGCCUCUAUUUGCUCCGUGGGUUGCCGGGCUCCGGGAAAAGUACCUUGGCCAGGCAACUGAAACGUGAAUUUCCCAGUGCAGUCAUUUUUAGCACUGACGACUACUUCUUCACAGAGGAUGGCAGCUAUGUUUUUGAUCCAGAUUGUCUGGAAGAUGCACACAAGUGGAAUCAAAAAAGAGCACGUAAAGCAAUGAAGAAUGGGAAAUCCCCAGUUAUUAUUGAUAAUACCAACAUCCACGCUUGGGAAAUGAAGCCAUAUGUGAGAAUGGCACUUGAAAACAACUACGAAGUUAUAUUUAGAGAGCCAGAUACACGCUGGAAAUUCAAUGUCCAUGAACUCACAAGACGGAAUAACCAUGGUGUUCCACGGGAGAAGAUACAGCGGAUGAAAGAUCAGUAUGAGCAUGAUGUUACUUUUCACAUUGUGCUUCAUUCUGAAGAGCCAGUCAGACAUUUUACCAGGCCUUAUGAAGAGUACAAUACAAAUUAUGCCCUUCUGAAUUCAACAUUCCCCAGCAGAAGAGUGAACAGCAAUGCUGCAAAUGAAAGACCUUUUAGUAGGCGAAAUGGGUUCAACAGGGUGUUUUAGGAUUUUUAUGUAGUUCUAAAAGAUUUGGGGCAAAAUCCAAUUUUAGUCCAAACCAGAGUAGAUCUCUUGAAAUUUAUGGACCUACAUUAUUAACCGCCUUAGGUCCUUUUGAGAAAGUUGGGGUAAAAAUAUUUUGAAUAAAUAAAUACUAACAAGUCCAGUUAAUUUAAGUAGGCCUACUCUAGUUA